Messenger RNA from Triticum aestivum (bread wheat), 564 nucleotides. Its product is annotated as photosystem I chlorophyll a/b-binding protein 6, chloroplastic-like. The coding region runs from base 76 to 564 and encodes 162 amino acids. The record is from RefSeq and is a predicted model, not a curated record. Gene Ontology annotation, cellular component: membrane. Gene Ontology annotation, biological process: photosynthesis, light harvesting. The transcript is spliced from 2 exons. NCBI's taxonomy places the organism in Eukaryota, Viridiplantae, Streptophyta, Magnoliopsida, Poales, Poaceae.
GGAGACUUCGUAUUUGAUCCUCUGGGAUUCGGAUCGGAGCCGGAGUCGCUGCGGUGGUUCGCGCAGGAGGAGCUGAUGCACGGCCGGCGGGCAAUGCUGGCGGCAGCCAGGAUCCUGGUCCCGGAGGUCCUGCACAAGCGGGGCUUCAUGGACGAGUUCUCAUGGUACACGGCCGGCGAGCGUGAGUACUUCGCGGACCCAUGGACGAUGUUCGUGACUCAUAUGGCGCUCAUGGGGUGGGUAGAGGGCCGGCGGUGGAUGGACUACCUCAACCCGGGAUCCGUGGACAUUGAGCCGCGGUUCCCCAACCGCAGGAACCCCACCCCGGACGUGGGGUACCCGGGCGGGUUGUGGUUCGACUGGGGCAACUGGGGCCGCGGCUCGCCGGAGCACGUCAUGGUGCUCUGCACCAAGGAGAUCAAGAACGGCCGCCUCGCCAUGCUCGCCUUCGUCGGCUUCCGGUUCCAAGUCGUCUACACCGGCAAGGGCCCCCUCGACAACCUCUUCGCACACCUCGCCGACCCCGGCCACUUCAACAUCUUCUUGGCGUUCACGUCCCACUGA